This is a messenger RNA of Stomoxys calcitrans (stable fly), 1725 nucleotides long. RefSeq names its product seipin (gene Seipin). Gene Ontology annotation, cellular component: endoplasmic reticulum membrane. Lineage: Eukaryota; Metazoa; Arthropoda; Insecta; Diptera; Muscidae. The record is from RefSeq and is a predicted model, not a curated record. The transcript is spliced from 4 exons. Gene Ontology annotation, biological process: lipid droplet organization; lipid storage. The coding region runs from base 493 to 1581 and encodes 362 amino acids.
AAAAGAGGAACUGAAUAUCAAUCCUGAGUGGUUGAGCCAUGUGCAUCUCUCACGUUCACUUUUAUAAAAUGUUACUGGGAAUAUUUUACCGAGAAAUAGGUUAGUCAUUGGUUUGCAAUAUCAGAGAAAAUAAAGAUAAACACUGAUAGUGCAAUGAAAAGGUUUGGGAUCAAGGUUCAAGCCUUUUACACAUCUGGUCAUCGCUCAACACAAGUCGGGACUUGUCUUUCCAAUGUUCAACACAAAAUAAUGCUGCUACAAGUCAUAAUUGCUACCUUUAUCACAAGAAAGCAUCACAACUCACUUUAUGCGAUUAUAUAGAAGGCAAAAGCAAUUUAAUCGUGUUCACUGAUAAGGCUAAAACCAACAUUCACUGCGAUUGAAAUAAUAAGACGGCUGUCCCGCCAACACCCAAUGCAGUUAGCAUUUCUGGAUGAGUGAGUGAGUGACCUGUCCUAUCCGGCCGGUGAUUUAAUUGUUGGCGAGUUCAAAAUGAACCUUCUUCUGCGCUUUGUGGUAUUUUGUUGUGAUCCUUUGGGUCUUUGGAGACGAUGGCUUAUACGCCCCGUGCUUAAUACGGGCAAGCAGGUCUAUGAUCGUUUCAAAGAGAAAGCUGAUAAAAAGGUGGACUCAGCUCGAGAAUUGGUGUUGCGUAUUGGAUUGGUGGCCUUUGUCGUUGCGCUGAUAAUAUGGGCAGCUGUCUUUAUGUACGCCACGUUCUACUAUGUCUAUAUGCCGGCUAUUUCACAUACUAGACCAGUGCACAUGCAAUUCAAAACUUGCCUUGAUACUAGUGCCCCUUGUACCUUUCCCCAUGCUCAUGUGUCAUUGACGAAAAAACAGCAGUUGCUAAUGGUGGGCCAGGCUUAUCGUGUCAUUGUACAAAUCGAUAUGCCGGAGUCACCUCAAAAUUUAGAUCUUGGUAUGUUUAUGGUGUGUGGAGAAAUGCGUGAUAUUGAGUCCAUGUUGAGGGGACACUCUUGCCGUUCGGCCAUGAUGCGAUAUCGUUCACCUCUAAUACGCACCUUAACCACAUGGGCCCUAAGUCCCCUCUAUGUGGUGGGGUUAAAGGAGGAAUUUCAAAGGGUUUCUGUAGAGAUAUUUUCGCAAUAUUUGGAACAGAAGCAUCAUCCCAUCACCGAUGUCUAUAUAGAACUACAAUCUCAAAAGAUACAAUUUUACACGGUCUCGUUGCAUAUAGUGGCCGAUUUUACUGGUCUACGCUAUAUAAUGCACAACUGGCCCUUGAUGUCGGCCAUGAUAGCCAUUAGCACAAAUCUUUUCUUUAUUUUGGUGGUAUUUUUACUUAGCUGGUAUCAUUGGUCCAAUGCCACUUGGAUAAUUAAUUUACAAAAGAAAUAUGAUCGUUUCACCCAGAAGGUGCAGCAGUCCACCGGUCUAGCUGCACUGCGAACACGUAAAUAUUCAGGGCCAGGUCUACAGGAUGAUGAGGAAUUGAGCUUUCUCAACGAUGAUAAGUCGAAAGAUGAUUCCGAAGAAAUUGAUGAUAUUGGUGGCGGUAAGCAACAACUGCAACUUCGCCAAAGAAAACGAACUGAAGAAAAAGCUUCAAAUUUGUAAAAUGCUUAAUUUUUUGAGAACAAAACUAUGAAGUGGCCAUUUUUGUGUAUAUAUUUUUUUAAUAGAUUAUAAGCUAGCAAGUAAAGAGCACAAUUUUUAUUGUAUUCAAAAUACGAAAUGAAAUAUAGCGAAUUUAUUAUGCAA